AUGGCGUUGAUGAGAAGUCUACUUGGUGCAAAGAAGAUUCUUGGCCUCUACACCGCAGGAGCUUCAACGAGCAAAAGAGCAGCCUCAGUGGCACCACCAAAAGGGUUUCUGGCUGUGUACGUAGGAGAGAGUCAGAAGACGAGAUAUUUGGUGCCGAUCUCAUACUUGAGCCAGCCUUCAUUUCAAGCUCUUCUCAGUAAAUCCGAGGAAGAGUUCGGGUUUGAUCAUCCAAUGGGUGGCUUAACCAUUCCUUGUCCCGAAGAUACCUUCAUCAAUGUGACUUCUAGGAUCCAGUGAUGAAUAACUGAUUUUCCAGUAUUUUAUUCUUGAAGUAGACUUAUUCAUUGUAUAAUAUAUGACUUUUUUAUCUUUCUUCUUGAAAGAGUUGUUCUAAAUGUUUACAAGGUGAAUGUCAUUUUCAUGCAAUAGACACCAUUUUUGAUCGAUCGUUGAAAACGAAGGAACCCUAACUUUGUAUUAUAUCAAAUCAAGGUUAGAUAAGUAUAUGUGAGGGUAUUAGACAUCCGGAUCCGUGGCGCAAUGGUAGCGCGUCUGACUCCAGAUCAGAAGGUUGCGUGUUCGAUUCACGUCGGGUUCAAAAUCCCGAACAUUAAUCCGGAAAUUUUUGUUUCCAUCCCAAGAUUUACCCUCCGGUUUUGCUACCUUUCACCCGGUUCUACUAGGAGUACAAUAUAGUUUGAACUCAAUUUAUUAUAACCGAAAAUAUGUGUUAACACUAACACGUACGAGUUACGACGACACAUGAAGAGCGAAAACAUUGGUCUGCUGUCUGCAUGCUGUCUGCAUGCUAUAAAGAUUUAGAAGAAAAAGAACAAAGAAUCAAGAAAGAGGAAAUAAAACCAUAGUAGCAUACGUAAGAAAACGAUUAAGUUUUGAAGAAAGCAUAAUCAAUGGUGGAUUGUAAACAGAGAACCAAAGAGAGAGAAAAAACCUCUUUUAGCUUUUCAUUGUUUGUGUUUUGGUUGCACAUUCAUUUAACUUGGGAGAAAAAGCAUUCUGAAACUAUUCAUAUUAUUUAACUCUUUCACAUUGUAAAACGUUAACAUAUUUACAUUGGAUGAUUAUAUCUCUAACUAACGUUAGUUUUUUCUUCUUUUGGAACAUCAUCAUUGAAACCUUGACGUCACACUAAUGAAGGUAUCUUCAGGACAGGGGAUUGUCAAGCCACCCAUUGGAUGAUCGAAUCCAAACUCUUCUUCGGAUUUGCUGAGAAGAGCUUGAAAAGAAGGCUGGUUUAAAUAUGAGAUUGGCACCACAUAUCUCUUCUUCUGGAUCUGGUCUUCACCAACGUACACUGCAAGAAACCCCUUUGGCGCUGAAACGGUCUGUUUGCUUGUAACCGCUACAGAAACGCCAAUGAUCUUCUUUGCACCCAAGAGACCUCUGAACAAAGCCAUUUCUCGUGUCUGGAAAACUAAAAUUUGAAGCUUCUGAAAAAAUGUUAUAGAUGCUCAGAUUCAGGUUUGGAUUUGCUUUAUUUACUACUUGGUGAUUUGAAUACUUGGUUCUGUCUCCGGAUGUAUAAAUAGAUUGAUGAUGAACAUAAUCAACCAAAGUUUCACAUGGUUCAGUCUUCUAGAUAUGAUAGAUGACAAGAAACUAAACCUAACGAGAUGUUCAUUUUUUACGUAUAACUGUCCUGUGAUCCUAGUUGCGGAUAUCAUCAAAGAACAAGUUAACGUGUGACAGAGACUUGUUGUUCUGUUGUUGAGAAACUUAAAAUCCCCACUUUGAGUUAUUAUUAAAUAAAUCCGUUUAGACCACAGAGAUGAGGGAAUAUGAUCACCGCAGAACAUGAAGAACAGAAACUUGCUGGUCUUUAUUAUUGACAAUAACAUAUGUCUUAUCUAAACAAACAUUGAGAAAACAAGCCCUUGUGAAUUGCAUUUGUUUUUAGUUUAUUAUCCCACACUUAGUUAAUAAUCUCAUCAAGACAAAUUGCAUUAAACUACAACUUUCUCAGUUGGUGAAGACAGAACCAUGUGAAACCCUGCUCUAGUCUGUCCCACACUUCAAGUCCACAAGCUUCAAAGAUUUUUCAGAGAGUUUCAAUUCAUUGGUUGAUCUUUCUAUAUAUACACACUACCCGUUAUUUCUAUCAUCAACCAACAAACAAGCAAUACAUCCAAUAACCUGAACCUUUUCAUAACAUCUUCAGAGCAUGUUUAUUGCAGUAGCUUAAGUAGGUUGCUUAGGAUAUUUUGUAAUUAAAAGAAAAGAAAAAAGAAAAAAAAAGAGAAGGGAUGUUGCUUAAUUAAGCACUAGAAGGGUCGUUGCUUCGGUUGCUUUUCUUCUUUUGUCUCUAUUUCUCUCUCUUUCUGUCUCUGUUCUCUCUGGUCCACUUAAUUUUUUCUUCAUUAUGACCACUUAAGAGACCCUUAAAGGGUUUUAGCAAUAAACAUGCUCUGAUCAGAAGCUUCAAAAGGAUUCAAACUUUCAAAAAAAAAAAAAAACUAGAAAUGGCUUUGGUGAGAAGUCUAUUGGGUGCAAAGAAGAUUCUUGGAGCUGCAACAAGCAAAAGAGCAACCUCGGCUUCACCAAAAGGGUUUCUUGCGGUGUACAUAGGAGAAAGUCAGAAGAAGAGAUAUGUAGUGCCAAUCUCUUACUUGAGCCAGCCUUCAUUUCAAGCUCUUCUCAGUAAAGCCGAGGAAGAGUUUGGGUUCGAUCAUCCAAUGGGUGGCUUAACGAUCCCAUGUCCUGAAGAUACUUUCAUCACUGUGACUUCUCGGCUUCAGUGAUGAUUAUCCAUCAUUUUGUUCUUAGAAUUAGAGUUAGACUUGUUCCUUGUAAAUAGAGGAGAUUUUUUUUUACUCUUUCUUCUUGAAAGAGUUGUUCUAAAAGUUUUUGGAAGUAAAUACCAUUAUUCUGUUACACAAUAA
This is a messenger RNA of Brassica napus (rape), 2900 nucleotides long. Its product is annotated as auxin-responsive protein SAUR21-like. Gene Ontology annotation, biological process: response to auxin. Bases 1 to 297 code for a protein of 98 amino acids. The record is from RefSeq and is a predicted model, not a curated record. The transcript has a single exon. NCBI's taxonomy places the organism in Eukaryota, Viridiplantae, Streptophyta, Magnoliopsida, Brassicales, Brassicaceae.